CUAUUAUUCACUAAAAUUGAAAAUGUUCUAUUCUAGUUUCAGUCAAAUUUGGUGUUUAAUACCAGUUUUUUUAUUAAAAACAGCAAUAGGAACAGCAAUAGGUGAAAAAUUGCUAAAUAUUGCUGAUCUGUCAAUGAAUUCUAGUUGUACUGCUGAAUCAACAAGACCUUCAACUGAUUUAUUUACAUUCGAAUGCGAAAAUGCUUUAUCUCCACAAUGGAUUAAUAUAAAUCCUUGGAUUUCGAACUGUAGUCCUAGUUGUUAUAAAGAAAAAUAUUCGUUAACAUUUAAAAAAGAGUAUGAUAUUUGCGAAAUAUGCCUAUCUCAACCAUUUUUUAAUGAUGAAAAUAAGGUAAAACAAGUUGAAUUUUGCUUUAAUGGCCAACAAUCGAUGAAUGUUAAAUUGGAUAUGGAAAAAAAUAUUGAAUGUUACCUACCCAAACUGAAUUAUGGAAAAAAUGUUCAAACGAUGACAUUCAUCAUUGGUCAUCGUUAUAAAAAUAGAAAUACAGGCCUAAGUUCAAUAGUGAUAUAUGCCUAUGAUAAUGAUACAUCAGAAAAUAUGACAUCUGCUGACUAUUUUACAGAUGUUUCUUCAACAGCAAAUGGAGCGACUUGUACUGCAAAAAGUCAACUAUCUGAAAAUUGGAAUUGUCGAUUGGCUCUAGAUUUUCAAAGUUAUCUUUUUUUUAAAAAUAAGCAAGAAUGGGUGGCAGAUUGCACAGGAAGUGACUGUAUUGGACAAUAUAUAAAUAUUACAUUUGAAAAAUAUGGCAAACCAACUAUAUAUUGCCUUACAAAUAAACAAUCAUCUAAAAUGUAUAUUAUAAAAGUAAUGGAAAAAUGGACUUCUGGUUUAAUAAAAUUACAAGAUUUAAAACCAAAUCAAAAGCAGCAAUGUUUUGAGUAUAAUGAAGAAUUUAUUGAAACUGGACUAUAUCUAGAAUCAAGAGAGAUACAAGCUAAUAAAAAUAUUGGAUUUGCACAAGUUCAAGUGUUUGUAAAGGAGUUAUUUGCAAGAGACUACACACUAGCAGGCACUUCCACUUAUGCUUAUAAACUUCCAUCCUACAUUCAUAACAAAUUUAAAUCAUUCAGUUUUCAAUUGUUCAAAAGAAACAGUAGCUUUUCAGAUGAUUGUGGUGACAUAAUAAUUUCAUUCUAUUCCAAUAUGGAUGUUGUAUUUAAAAUUUUCAUAUCAAAUUUAUUGAAGAGCUAUAUUGAAAUUGUAACUCCUAAUUUCAUAGUCAAAGCAAUGGAAGUCGAUAAAUUUUUUAUUCUUUGUAAUGAAACAAAUGAUUUUUGGAUUUCUAUGUCUAAUGAUACGAUUCAAUUUGGCAAGGGCCUAUUGUAUAAUGUAAAUACAAUUUUAACUACUCAGUUCAAAGUCAAUAGAAUUACAGAAGUGUCAUGGAAAUCUAAAGAAUCCAGUUUUAAAAAUAGCAUCAAAAUUAAUGACAUAGAUGGACGAAACGUUUUUAUACAUAAUAGAGAAUCGUGUUCAAAAGUACCAAGCCAAUAUCUAACUGACAGACUGGUUUCUACUUGCGUUGCUCUACCAAAUAAAUCAACUAUAAUUGAAACUAUUAAUUUAAAUGGAAUACCAAUCAAUAGGCAUUCAAUAAAAACUAAACCGGAAAUUGUUUUGAAAUUUGACAAACAUUUAUUUAACUUCAUCCAUGUUCAAGUUGGUUAUAAAAACUCUUACAAAGAACAUGACGUAAUGUUUUGUACAUUGAAAAUUGCGGCUAUUAGCAAUAAUAAUUAUCAUAGAUUUGUUUUUACGUGUGAUCAACUGAAUAGUACAAUUACAAAUUUAUACUUUAUGAUCAGUACAACUGCAACACAAUUGAGUAGUGUUGAAAUUUGUCAUGUAAAUCCUUAAAAAGAAAAAAAAUGCUUUAACGAAUUUUAAAAUGUUUUGUUUGUGAUUCACUAAUUCUCAACUAUGUCAUUGUUGGGAUUAGGAAAAUGUUGUUCCAAUUUUGGGGAAUCUUUUCCUCUGUUUAGCAUUUGUGACUCUUUAAAUAUUUCAAAAAUAUAAAAUGUGACUGUAAUUUUCAAUCUAAGUGUGAAUAUCUUUCAAACAUUGUCACGUGAUGUGCUUUGCCAAUUUAUGUAUUUGGAAGUUAAAACAGUACUGGUUCUACUCGA
Dimorphilus gyrociliatus is the source of this 2154-nucleotide messenger RNA. The record is from the annotation of a GenBank genome assembly. Lineage: Eukaryota; Metazoa; Annelida; Polychaeta; Dinophilidae.